UCGGACGAAAGUCUAAACUCUCAAUUCUCUCACUUUCUCAAUCUGUUCUCUGAUUCUUCAGUUUCCUGCAAUCCGCAUAGCUCAGUGUCAGAGGCCAUUGAAGGAUUAAUCAGACAAUCAAACUCGCCCAGUUGAAGCUGAUUCAGCCAAACUCGGUGAGUGAGUCAAUUAUGUUUGCUUUUCUCUCUUCAAGACAGCUACUUUUUAUCACACAUAGGAAUAGGAGGACCCAAUUUCUAUUGGGUCUUCUUCAGAAAAAAGCCAUCUUUAGCAUCAAAUCAUUUACAUCAAUAGCUUUAUCUGAAUCAGAGCAGCAAAAAACACAUUCUUUUACAGUGUCUUAUCUCAUAAACUCAUGUGGGUUGUCACCAAAAUCUGCUCUUUUAGCAUCCCACAAGGUACACUUUGAAAACCCAGAUAAACCAGACUUAGUGCUUAAUCUUCUUAAAGAGAGUGGAUUCAAUGACACCCAAAUCACCAAACUCGUCACAAAAAUCCCACUGCUGCUUUUAUCUCAUCCUGAGAAUACCCUUUUGCCCAAAUUCGAGUUUUUGCGCUCUAUAGGGGUUUCAGGCUCUGACCUCCCUAGAAUCCUUAGUUUGAAUCCUGACAUGCUGAGAAGGAGCUUAAAGAACAAUCUUAUUCCCUGCUAUGAUUUCCUCAAGAGUCUGCUUUUUGAGAAUGAGAAAGUCAUUACAGCUUUAGGGCGCUCUCAAAGGGCUUUGUUAAGUAAUGGAACAAAGACUAUGGUUGAAAAUAUUGCACUUUUGAGAGAAGUUAGAGCACCUCCAUCCACCAUCUCUUUCUUGGUGACUCGUUCUCCGUCUGUUGCAUUCAGUAAGCCUAGUAAGUUUGUGAAAGCUGUCCAGGAUGUUAAGGAAAUGGGUUUUGAUCCUUCAAAAGUUGCAUUUGUGCAAGCAAUCUUAGUGGUUUUGUCAAUAAAAAAGCCGACGUGGGAAUAUAAAUUUGAGAUUUUUAGGAGGUGGGGUUGGUCUAAGGAGGACACUCUCUUAGCAUUUAGAAGGUUUCCAAAUUUUAUGCUUUUAUCGGAUGAGAAGAUCACAAAAGUAAUGAACUUUGUUGUGAACAAAUUGGGACGGCCAUCAACAGAUAUUCUUAUGAAUCCUGUGGUUCUGAAUUUAAGCUUGGAGAAGAGGAUUAUCCCUAGGUGUUCAGUUGUUCAAAUUUUGUUAGCCAAGAAUUUGAUCAAGAGUGAUUUAAGCUUAGCGACUUUCUUACUACCUAAUGAGAAGUUCUUUUUGGAGAAGUUUGUUAUAAAAUUUCAGGACAAUGUUCCUAAAUUGUUGAGCGUGUAUCAAACUAAAAUGGAUCUUUUGGAUGUAGAAAUUCAAUCUAAGAAGGUAUGUGGAAUUGAACUGUUUUAACUUUUUUACUCCAAUAUAAUGUUAUUCUUGCCUUUGACUCUCAUGGAUGCAAGGUUUUGCAUUUUAGAUUUAUUGGAUAUGGGAUUUGCGUUAUCUCAUACUGUUUUCACAUGUGUAUGUAAUUUCCAAGACAACAAUCUCAAAUGUAAAACUUUGACAUAGAUUUGAUGAUUUUCUGAUUAGAAAUUUAGAAGUCAGUAAAUCUUGUGUGUUACUAUUUACUACUUUUGUACAGGAAAAAAAAAGAGAAAAAAAUUGGGAGUCUUCUUGUUAGAUGGGGCAUGAGUCUUAGAUGGCUUUAAUAUAGUUUGCAACUCUCUAAGUGCUAAAUGUGGUCUGUGCUAUUUGCUCAGGGCAACACACACAGGGCAGUAUUCACCUUGGAAUGUCAUCUAAUUGCCUUACAUUAGGUCUGUUACAAUAUUUCAAAUAAAUGGAGUCUGUAGACAAUCUUGAGUUCUCAAACAAGUCACUCUAAAGCCGAUAGAGCUAAAGGUAAAAAAGGUCAUAUGCAGUGCACAAGACUCCUGCUUUUGCUGGAUUUAGUAGAGGAAAUUGGUAGCCAGAUUAUGGACUCCAACUCGUGACACAUGGCUUAAGCACUAAGAAGUUGUGAACUUGUGCAUAGGUAGAGCUGAAAGUACUGUUCUUGAAUUGAGAACUCAUGCACAUGGCUUUCGAGUGUUCUUUUACCAUUAAAUAUGGAACUUUAUCACACCCGUCA
Molecule: messenger RNA, 2109 nt
Organism: Quercus lobata
Lineage: Eukaryota; Viridiplantae; Streptophyta; Magnoliopsida; Fagales; Fagaceae
Product: transcription termination factor MTERF9, chloroplastic-like
Exons: 1
Coding region: 171-1385 (404 amino acids)
Biological process (GO): regulation of DNA-templated transcription
Molecular function (GO): double-stranded DNA binding
Source: RefSeq, a predicted model, not a curated record